GGUGCUUGUGAGAGCAUAAUUGAGGGAGAGCCGAGAGCUGAGAGGUGAAUCCAUGGCCACUCCCAUUUCCACCAUCUUCCUCCUGAAGUUUCUCCUGUAUGCUGCUCUUCUUUCCUCCAAGAGAGGCCUUGCUUUUCAAGGAAGAAAGACUGCACUCUCAACACCCAGUACUCUUCACAAUGUCCAUAUCACUUCGCUGAUGCCUUCAAGCGUUUGCAGCCCCUCUCCCAAAGGUGACGACAAAAGGGCAUCUCUGGAAGUGAUUCAUAAACAUGGACCAUGCUCAAAACUCAGCCAAGACAAGGGUCGUUCUCCGUCUCGCACACAGAUGCUCGACCAAGACGAGUCUCGGGUCAAUUCAAUUCGAUCAAGGCUAGCCAAGAACCCUGCAGAUGGAGGCAAAUUGAAGGGCUCUAAGGUCACUCUACCAAGCAAGUCUGGAAGCACAAUUGGCACAGGCAACUACGUUGUGACAGUAGGCCUGGGCACACCAAAGAGAGACUUCACUUUGAUAUUUGACACUGGGAGUGACCUCACUUGGACUCAAUGUGAGCCUUGCGCAAGGUAUUGCUACCAUCAACAAGAACCCAUCUUCAACCCCUCCAAGUCCACAUCUUAUACCAACAUCUCCUGUAGCUCACCCACAUGCGCUGAACUCCAGUCCGGCACCGGCAACUCUCCUUCCUGCUCAGCCUCCACUUGUGUUUACGGCAUACAGUAUGGUGACCAGUCCUACUCUGUUGGAUUCUUCGCUCAAGAUAAGCUUGCCUUAACAUCCACAGAUGUGUUCAAUAAUUUUCUAUUCGGGUGCGGCCAAGACAACCGUGGCCUAUUUGUUGGCGCAGCUGGGUUGAUAGGCCUGGGGCGAAACGCUCUAUCCCUUGUGUCUCAGACAGCUCAAAAGUAUGGCAAACUUUUCUCCUACUGUCUCCCAUCCACCAGUAGCUCAACUGGAUAUCUUACGUUUGGAAGUGGAGGUGGAACCUCUAAAGCAGUGAAAUUUACGCCAUCCUUGGUGAACUCACAGGGCCCCUCAUUUUACUUCCUGAAUUUGAUAGCGAUAAGCGUAGGGGGACGCAAAUUAUCGACAUCAGCAUCGGUGUUUUCCACGGCAGGCACCAUCAUAGACUCGGGGACAGUCAUAAGUCGGUUGCCCCCAACAGCAUAUUCUGACUUGCGGGCAUCUUUCCAGCAACAGAUGUCUAAAUAUCCAAAGGCAGCUCCAGCUUCCAUACUCGACACAUGCUAUGACUUUAGCCAAUAUGACACGGUGGACGUGCCCAAGAUCAAUCUAUACUUCAGUGAUGGUGCCGAGAUGGACUUAGAUCCCUCAGGGAUCUUUUAUGUUUUGAACAUAUCACAAGUUUGCCUAGCCUUUGCGGGAAACAGUGAUGCCACUGAUAUUGCCAUCCUAGGAAAUGUGCAGCAAAAGACAUUUGAUGUGGUGUACGACGUCGCUGGAGGGAGGAUUGGAUUCGCCCCGGGAGGCUGCGAGUAAAAUCAUCAAGCUGAUGAAGAAACAAAAUCUUCAGAUGGCUAGCUCUUGGUAGUCAUAUAAUUAAAUAAGGUUGCAUUAAUAUAUAUGGGAUUGAAGGAUAUAUAUCGUAGUCCAUUGAAAAAUCAAUUAUUAACGGCCAAUAAAAUGGGCCUUAGGAAAGAAUUGCAAGUGUAUUGGAUUGUGUAGCAGUGAAACAAAGAAAGCUUGUUAUGUAGACAUGGUGAUGACAAGGCUAAGGUUUAUACAAGUAAAAGAAUUUGGGUUUCCA
Molecule: messenger RNA, 1766 nt
Organism: Vitis riparia (riverbank grape)
Lineage: Eukaryota; Viridiplantae; Streptophyta; Magnoliopsida; Vitales; Vitaceae
Product: aspartyl protease family protein At5g10770-like
Exons: 2
Coding region: 53-1498 (481 amino acids)
Biological process (GO): proteolysis
Molecular function (GO): aspartic-type endopeptidase activity
Source: RefSeq, a predicted model, not a curated record